This is a messenger RNA of Carassius carassius (crucian carp), 2600 nucleotides long. RefSeq names its product E3 ubiquitin-protein ligase TRIM39-like. The coding region runs from base 14 to 2497 and encodes 827 amino acids. Lineage: Eukaryota; Metazoa; Chordata; Actinopteri; Cypriniformes; Cyprinidae. The record is from RefSeq and is a predicted model, not a curated record. The transcript has 11 exons. Gene Ontology annotation, molecular function: zinc ion binding; protein binding.
UAAGUGACUUGAAAUGGCAUCUAGAUCUUCUUUUGAGGAGGAUUUGUCUUGUCCUGUAUGCUGCGCCCUUUUUAUAAAUCCUGUAGUUCUGUCCUGUAGUCACAGCGUCUGUGAAGAUUGUGUUCAUCGGUUUUGGGAAGAUAAAAGACGUAAAGAAUGUCCAGUUUGCAGAAGAUCUUCAAAGGAACAUCCUCCAGUUAACUUGGCUUUGAAGAACCUGUGUGAGACCUACCAACAAAAUCUGAGCCGCAGACCUUCAUCUGGAGGCGAAGGUGUCUGCGGUCUUCACAAUGAGAAGCUGAAGCUCUUCUGUCUGGAUGAUCAAGAGCCUGUGUGUUUGGUGUGUCGAGACUCCAGAAAACACACCAACCACAGAUUCUCUCCUGUAGACGAGGCCGUGAUGGACAGUAAGGCAACGGUUUGUUCAACUCAGGAGAUUCUCAAAGAUGCUCUGCAACACUUGGAGAAGAAGCGGGGAAUAUUUAAGAGUUUUAAAGAGUGUUUUGAUGAACGUGAUGAAAUCGUCAAGUUUAAUGCUCAACAUGCUGAGAGGCGGAUUAAAGCCGAGUUUGAGGAGCUUCACCAGUUUCUUCGUGAUGAAGAAGCGAUAAGAAUAACAGCACUGAGAGACGAAGAGAAACGGAGGAGUCGGAUGAUGAGGGACAAGAUUGAGGAGACCAGCAGACAGAUUUCAUCUCUCUCUCUCAAACUAUCAGAGACACAGAGGAGCAGAAACUUUACCUCCACAUUGCAAAGGUUUGUGUCCUUCCGGUUUCUCUUCUCCGUGGUUCUGAACUCAACCCUGCAGUCUCUCUUGACUUCUGAAUGUUAUAUUUUCAGAGCUCUGUGUAACCCGCCGCUUCCAGAAGCCUUUCCUGAAGUGACUAUCAGGUUCUCAAAUCACCUGACCAACCUGAAGCUCACGGUCUUACAGAAGAUGCAGGACACUCUUGCCUCAUACUUCAUCAAGCCAUCUCAUAUUCAAUCUGAUAUGGCUGCAAUGGAGAUUUCUUCCAAUCAAGAGGAAUAUAAAGGAGGGAUCCUCCAGAGGGAUGGAGGGAACUGUUUAAAAAUAUUUGGAGGUCAACGGUCUAAUGGAGACCGACAGCAGUUUCCAGAUCAUCUGGACUGUGCCACUGAUUUAUUCCCCGCCCCGGUCAGCACCACAGAACCAACCUACAACCUACCCAUGAUCCACAGAGGUCCUCCUGUGUCACAGAUCAUCCGCAGCCAGAUUAUGACGAGACAUAGAGCAUGUCCACUCUGCAGGAGAAGAGUUUCAAAGGAGCCUCCAUUAAAUCUGAAUUUGAGGAACCUGUGCAUGGCCUACCAAGAAGAGAGAAGACGGAAAUCUUCAAUAGGAGAUGAAGCCAUCUGCAGCCUUCACAAAGAGAAGCUGAAGCUCUUCUGUCUGGAUGAUCAGCAGGCCAUGUGUUUGGUGUGUCGAGACUCCAGAAAACACACCAACCACAAAUUCUGUCCCCUAGAUGAAGCUCUGACAGAUAAUAAGGAAAAACUCCAGGAUUUACUGAACCACUUACAGGAGAAACUGAUCAAAUUUGAGGAUUUUAAACAGAAUUUGGAUAAAUCUGCUAAACAUAUUAAGGCUCAGGCUCAAUGCACAGAGAAGCAGAUUAAAGAAGAGUUUGAGAAACUUCACCAGCUUCUGCGUGAUGAGGAAGCGAUCAGAAUAACAGCACUGAGAGAAGAAGAGAAGCAGAAGAGUCAGAAGAUGAUCGACAGGAUCGAGGAGACCAGCAAACAGAUCGUAUAUCUCACACGCUCCAUCAGGGAUACAGAGGAGCAGAUGAAAGCUGGAGAGGAUUCAUUCCUGCGGGACUUAAAGGACUCAUUGAAAAGAGGUCAGCAUGGUCUGUCGGAUCCAGAGAACGUUUCAGAAACGCUCAUCGAUGUUCAAAAACACCUGAGCAACCUCAAGUUCACCGUGUUACAGAAGAUGCAGGAAGAUAUUAAAUACACUCCGGUGACCUUGGACCCCAACACUGCUCACAGUAAUCUCACGGUGUCUGAUGAUCUGACCAGCGUGCGAUUCAAUGAUGAGGAAAAGCUGCUUCCUGAUAAUCCCCAGAGAUUUGACAGUUGGGAGUGUGUUCUGGCUUCAGAGGGCUUCGACUCAGGACUUCACUGCUGGGACGUUGAGGUUGGAGACCUCACAAACUGGACCUUCGGUGUGAUGACCGAAUCUGCUCAGAGGAAGGGUGACAUUCUGACAGAGAAGGGACUUUGGGUUCUUGGGUACGCUUCUGGGGAAUAUUAUGCAUUCAUUACACCAGAGCAGUCGCCUCCACUGACGGUCAAGAAUAAACUCCAGAAAAUCAGAGUUCAGCUGAACUAUGAAAAAGGAAAACUGUCCUUCAUCGAUCCUCUCAAUAACACAUUCAUUCACACUUUUACACAGAAGUUCACUGAGAAAGUCUACCCAUGGUUUGGUCUUCGCUGUGAUAUCUGUCCUCUGGUGAUCUUACCAGUCAACUGAAGAAAUCAUUUAGAGACGAAAUUACUGAGUAGAGAUGACUCCGAUUUUAACUUUAAAAUAGAAAGUUUGUUUUGUGAGCAUUUGUAAAUCAGUUCACUCUGAC